Molecule: messenger RNA, 990 nt
Organism: Candida tropicalis MYA-3404
Lineage: Eukaryota; Fungi; Ascomycota; Pichiomycetes; Serinales; Debaryomycetaceae
Exons: 1
Coding region: 1-990 (329 amino acids)
Biological process (GO): transmembrane transport
Source: RefSeq, a predicted model, not a curated record
AUGGAAGAUUUUAAAAUUAAACAACAAUCAAUGACAAAAGCAGAACCUACACAUAUUCUACACGACAUCAAACUAUUCAUCAAAAAUGAUUCAAAUGCUUCAUUCAUUGCUGGAGGUGUUGCAGGAGCAAUUUCCCGAACCGUUGUUUCACCGUUUGAAAGAGCCAAGAUUUUACUUCAAUUACAAGGUCCAGGAUCACAACAAGCAUAUCAAGGAAUGUUCCCCACAAUUUUCAAAAUGUAUAGAGAAGAAGGUUGGCGAGGGUUAUUUAGAGGUAAUUUGUUAAAUUGUGUAAGGAUAUUUCCUUAUAGUGCUGUACAAUUUGCAACUUUUGAAAAAUGUAAAGAUAUAAUGUUACAAUAUAACCCAAGAAACAGUAAUCAAUUAAAUGGAUACGAAAGAUUAAUAGCUGGUUCUAUUGGUGGGAUCGUUUCAGUGGCAGUAACUUAUCCUUUAGAUUUGGUACGUGCUAGAAUCACCGUGCAAACAGCAUCUUUAAACAAGUUAAACAAAGGGAAAUUAACUCAUUCACCAAAAGUGAUGGAAACUUUAAAAGACGUUUAUAAAAAUGAAGGUGGUAUUCUAGCAUUAUACAGAGGAAUAAUUCCAACUACGUUGGGUGUUGCUCCUUAUGUUGCUAUUAAUUUUGCCCUUUAUGAAAAAUUAAGAGAAUAUAUGGAUAAUUCAAAGAAAGAUUUCUCCAAUCCAGUAUGGAAAUUAUCUGCCGGUGCAUUUAGCAGUUUUGUUGGUGGUGUAUUAAUUUACCCAUUGGAUGUAUUAAGAAAGAGAUACCAAGUAGCAAGUAUGGCAGGAGGUGAAUUAGGAUUUCAAUAUAGAUCUGUGGCACAUGCAUUGCAUUCAAUUUUUACAACUGAAGGGUUUUUUGGUGCUUAUAAAGGAUUAACAGCAAACUUAUACAAGAUUGUCCCAUCAAUGGCUGUGAGCUGGUUGGUUUACGAUACCAUGAAGGACUGGAUAAAUAAAUGGUAA